AUGAUUUGUUUUCGGCUUUCGCUUGCUUGGGUCUGGCGGCCGCCAUUGCCCGGUUCGCUGCUAUACUCUGGCUUCGUCCCACCGGAUUAUUUUUCAUUUAUUUCCUUUUGUAGCCCUCGGCGGUGCUUGUUCAUUCCGGGGCGCGGUAUCUUUUCUCACACCGUGGGACCGGGCGCGGGUCUGACAGGCCUCGUUCCCACGUACGGGCUGGAGCUCCGGCCUUAUCCAGCUGCUUUAUAGGUAGGUCUUCAGGCAUCUCACCACAUCCAGAUUGUGCCAUGUUUGUUCCGCCUCCGAUUCAGGUUUAGGAAAGAAGCAACAGCACUUCCUGUUUAAUGGUGGUCGACGGGUUGCGGAUCGGGUUGCAGAUAAGGCAGUUGCGGGCCAGGUCGGAUAGUGGAUCCAAGAGGGUAUACAGACACGAUGGAUACUGACCUUAGUCCCCAGGACCGGAAGGACUUGGACAAGUUUGUCAAAUUCUUUGCGCUAAAGAGUGUGCAGGUGAUUGUACAAGCUCGACUCGGAGAUAAGAUCUGCACCCGCUCCUCCUCAUCUCCUACGGGAUCAGACUGGUUUAACUUGGCAAUCAAGGAUAUCCCAGAGGUGACCCAUGAAGCAAAGAAAGCUCUGUCAGGGCAGCUGCCUGCUGUGGGACGUUCCAUGUGUGUGGAGAUAUCACUGAAGACAUCCGAGGGCGAUUCCAUGGAGCUGGAAGUCUGGUGUCUGGAAAUGAAUGAAAAGUGUGACCAGGACAUUAAGGUCUCUUAUACUGUAUAUAACAGAUUGUCGCUGCUGUUAAAGUCAUUACUUGCUGUCACCAGAGUGACCCCAGCUUACAGACUCUCCAGAAAGCAAGGACAUGAAUAUGUCAUUCUGUACAGGAUUUACUUUGGAGAUGUUCAACUCCUUGGACUUAAAGAAGGUUUCCAGGCUGUACGAGUUGGAACUGUUGGAACCCCAAUUGGCACGCUCACGCUUACUUGUGCCUACAGAACCAACCUGGCUUUCAUGUCAACCAGGCAGUAUGAGUGGACCCAGCCCAUCAUGGGGAUUAUAAUUGAUCACUUUGUUGACCGUCCCUUCCCCAGCACCUCACACAUGCAUCCCUGCAACUACAGGGGUGCUGAAGAGCAAGUGCUUACCUACCCUGCUGUGGAGGAGUCUCAAGAAGUCUGUACAACGUCGUUUUCGACCUCCCCUCCUUCACAGUGUGUGUUCACUGUCAGUAAGGCACAGUGUCAGACAGUUACUCCUCUGGUGACGGACUCUCUCAUGGGACAAGCCUUCUCACAUCAACUCUGCAGCUCUCGCCUCUCCUAUCAACCGGCAGGAGCAGGACUCUCAGAACUGGGUUACCCAGUGGCCUUGGCUACUGGAGCGAGUGCAGUCCACCCACACCAGAUGAUGGGACCAGGAAAAGAAAGUGGUUUGCCAACUGUUAGCGUUCAGCCUGCCCACGGACCCCAGGCUGAGCACGAUCGAAACCUAUCAGUGUCUCCCGCCAAUGUAGCAGGGACAGCAUCCAGCAGCGAGGAAGACAAUUCCCCCUCAGGUAGCAGUGCCACUGGGACAAAGAGCUCACCCAGCACAACCCCACAUAUCCUAUUUACAAGGAAGGUGGGAGCUUUUGUUGACAAACCUUCGCCCCAGGUCACCUAUACCAGUACUGAUAUACCGUUUGCCGUGUUUGUGCCAAAGCUUGCAGACAAUGAGGACACUGACCCUAUGAUUGUCUGCCCUGAGACCCCCGAAGAGGAGUCGCCUGAAGCCAGGAGCCUGCACAGUUCCUGUUCUAGCAGUGAGACACCCCAAGAUGAUUUUGUGAUGAUCGACUUUAGACCUGCAUUCUCUAAAGAUGACCUUCCCAUGGAUGUGGGGACCUUCUACCGGGAGUUUCAGAACCCUCCGCAGCUAAGCAGCUUAUCCAUAGAUAUCGCUGUGCAAUCGAUGGCGGAGGACUUGGACUCUCUGCCGGAGAAACUGGCCAUCCACGAAAAAAACAUGAAAGAGUUUGAUGCAUUUGUUGAUUCUCUGUAGAGGCCUGUAUAAACUUAUACCCCUCAAUCCAGAACUGUUUGCCUCUCGCUAUACUGACUCCACACUUGGAUCUCUCCUAUAUGCCCCCCAACCCCAGCCAAAUACCUGUCUAACAUUCAACUAGCCAAGCUGCCAUUGUUACAGGUCUCAAAUGGGGGUGCCUCUUCUAAUAACUGCCUUUCUAAAGGCUAAAUAGCACCUUACAAGGCACCAAUACUCUACAGUUGGAUCUGAAGUCAGGGUUUGCUCAGUUGUUCUCCAGACAUAAGGAUAAACCAACAAUGGAACUGGAUUUGUCUCUCCGUUUUUGGGGAAAUGAGCUCAGCAGCUGGAUGAGAAUCACACAAAGCCCUCUUUUUAAACUGUUUCUCUGCUGUAAAUAUAGCCCUUUACUUGGAGACUUUGACAUGAACAUGGCAGGCACCCACAUAUCUGCCCUGCUUGCCUAAAUACGUACUGACCUUCAGAACUGCUGAAUGGAUCACACCACAAUUUCCUGUAACAAUAUUCCUGUUUAUACACCAUGAAAGAGAACGUUGGAGAAGCCCUCAGUCUAAUGAGACAGUCUCAAAUCCUAAAAAAUGGUUGCAUCUGGGUGUAGGCAGGGGUUUGUUUAUACAGAGAGCUUCUCGGUGGCCUGGUGAUACAUAUUAAGCAUUUUACAGGAAGCUGGAAUGAGACUUCAUUUCAAUUUCAGAUUUUCCCUGGUAAUAAAUAACAAAAACCAUAGAUAUUUUCUAAAUUAAAACUGGCAAAAAAAUUAAUGCUGCUCGCAGGUGCUGUUCAUUUUCGACCGAUUUUGAAAACGUGUAGAGUGCCCCUUUAAAACUAGGGAUGCACCGAAUCCAGGAUUCAGUUCGGUAUUCAGACGUCUUCAGCAGGAUUCAUAUUCUGCCGAAUCCGAAUCUUUAAAAUCGUGACUUUUCAUCACAAAACAAGGAAGUAAAAAAAUCUUUAGCUGCGUGCACGGCUCUCUUUCUCCCUCGCUGAUUUGCAUAUGCAAAUUAGGGUUCUGAUUUUGUUCGGUAUUCAACGAAUCUUUCAGAAAGGAUUCAGGGGUUCGGCCGAAUCCAAAAUAGUGGAUUUACUGCAUCCCUAUUUAAAACACACUUUUGGUAUGAUGUACAUAGUGAUAUUCUGCAGUUAUCUUGUUGAAUUUUUGUCCUGCAGGCUUUCAGUUUCGAUGUUAAAUUGCUGUAGGGUGGCCAGGGUCACUGACCCUACAACUACAGAUACAGGCCCAAUAUCAAACUGAAGGGCUCAUUUACAAAUGUAGUGAAAUGGGCAAAGUGCAAUUUUCAGACACGUAAUCGCCAUAUCUGAGAGUUAACUUUUAGUAUGAUAUUGAGUCAUCUUCUGAGACCAUUUACAAAUGGUUUUAAUUUUUUAUUAUUUGUGUUUUUUUGAGUUAGUUAGCUUUCUAUUCAGCAGCUCUCCAAUUUGCAAUUUCAGCAAUCUGGUUGCUAGGGUCCAAAAUACCCUAGCAACCAGCCAUUGUUUUGAAUGAGAGACAAGAAUUAGACUAAGAGAGGACCUGAAUAGAAAUGCAAUGCAGAACUAUGGGUUAAAGGGGUUAAUUGUACACACACAUGGUCGGUAGCAUCCACUGAAAUUGUAAUAAAUUAUUUAUUUAUAUAGCGCUGACAUAUUCGCCAGUACAGCAAGGAGAUUAUACAUCAUUCCCUGCCCUAGGAGCUUACAGUCUAAGCUUCCUAUCACAUUCACUGUGGAAUUGGGAACUACUGCUUGUUUAGAGGCUGAUGGGAGUUGUAGUGCAAUACUGCAGCAUAUUCAUGUUUCAGGAGGUACUCGGGUUAGCUUCAAGGUAAAGAUGUUUUGCAGCAGCUCAGCAACAUGUUGGGUUAAAUUCACAAUACGAUAAGGUUUCUAUGCUGCUUGUGCUCAUUGCACCCGCUGGGGAGAAAUCUUGGCACUGUUAAUAGAAAAUAUGUAAUUCUGAUGUGUAUUAUAAAUUAAAUAUAUGUCUUUCCAA
Xenopus laevis (African clawed frog) is the source of this 4030-nucleotide messenger RNA. RefSeq names its product autophagy related 13 S homeolog (gene atg13.S). The transcript is spliced from 20 exons. The record is from RefSeq and is a predicted model, not a curated record. Gene Ontology annotation, cellular component: phagophore assembly site; Atg1/ULK1 kinase complex; cytosol. NCBI's taxonomy places the organism in Eukaryota, Metazoa, Chordata, Amphibia, Anura, Pipidae. Gene Ontology annotation, biological process: protein localization to phagophore assembly site; regulation of autophagy; regulation of cell population proliferation. Bases 424 to 2037 code for a protein of 537 amino acids.